ACUUUACUAGUUUACUAUCAUAAGAUUCAUUCAUCAGCAACGUUGACGUAAGCUUCCGUUCAUACACGAGCUGAAUUCCGGUCGCCGCUCUAAUCCAUUUCUUAAUCCUUAUGACCUCCAAAGUAAAUGCUGCGAAAAUAAAUAAGCCUGGGGAACCUGACUUGUACAAGCAACCGGUAUUGGAGAAAGCCUUGAAGCAUGCAUUCAAUCUGCAAUCCUUCUGUUCCUUCGCAGAAACCAGGCAAGAACUGCCGGAUGCAGCAACCGCCUAAAAGAUAGGCGCCUGCAAUUGCCUGUACCUUGGCUGGCAUACAUGGCGAGACUGCUUCCAAGAACCUCAUAGCUCAUGGACAUAGACAUGGACUCCCUCCUCUUCUUCCAUCGCCACCCCUAUUUAACCAUCCAUAGUUCUCUCCGUUCUCCAGCGACCACUGUUCCAUCCAAUCCAAGCACCCGGUUGAGCUGCCGUUUUCUGUGAUCUCCGUUGCUCAAUCUAGUCCGUCGUACGGCAUCGCCAUGGGCGCCGCCGACAAGGGCACCGGCGUGCAGUUCGAGGACUUCCUGCCGUCGAUGGCGAGGAAGCUGGGCGUGGAGGGGCUGAUCGAGGAGCUCUGCAAGGGGUUCGAGCUGCUCAUGGACCCCGGCGCCGGCAAGAUCACCUUCCGGAGCCUGAAGAGGAACGCGGCGAUGCUAGGGCUCGGCGAGCUCCGGGACGACGAGCUGUCGGAGAUGAUGAGGGAAGGGGACCUCGACGGGGACGGCGCGCUGGACCAGAUGGAGUUCUGCGUCCUCAUGGUCAGACUCAGCCCCGAGCUGAUGCAGGAUGAGUCGCAUAGGGCGUUCCAGUGUUGACAUAAUCUGAUCGGUGCUUGUUAGCUAGUGGAAUGCAACAUUAUAAUACAGUGAGCGUUUUGAGGAUUUGUCGAUAGUGUGAUUAUGCAUUUUAUUUCCCCUAACGAAGCAUAACAGCCUGACAACUCAUGCUA
Molecule: messenger RNA, 986 nt
Organism: Oryza sativa Japonica Group (Japanese rice)
Lineage: Eukaryota; Viridiplantae; Streptophyta; Magnoliopsida; Poales; Poaceae
Product: calcium-binding protein PBP1
Molecular function (GO): calcium ion binding
Source: RefSeq, a predicted model, not a curated record